Messenger RNA from Microthlaspi erraticum, 501 nucleotides. The record is from the annotation of a GenBank genome assembly. Lineage: Eukaryota; Viridiplantae; Streptophyta; Magnoliopsida; Brassicales; Brassicaceae.
AUGGAAUGGUUCUGUGGACGGACAAUCACAUUCAUCGCAAAUGGCGAGAGAAUUGCGGCUACCUCCGACGACGACGGAGCGAACGGCAAAAGGCUCAAGAGCCUCGACAACGACGCAAGCCCAUUCCUUUUCUUUUUUCUCAAUUUCACUCAUCCAAUCGUGACGUGCCACAUGGCAAAAUGCUUAUUUAAGCACGGCCACGUUGAUCAUGCUAAUUGUGAGAUUGGUGAUCUCAAAGCCUACUCGGAAGAGGGAGAGCCUGCUUUAACCCGCAGCUGCUUCAGUGGUGUUUUCAUCGAGAGAAGAUCUCCCUUUGUGAAGGGUGGUGAGAGUGCCAUCUGCAAGAUUGAGGUCAGUGAACCUAUUUCCUUGGAGAGGUUAUGCGAUUGCCCCAGACUUGGAAGGGUUGUUCUUAGCUAUGCUGGCAAAACAAUUGCCUUGGGGACCGUUGUUCAGCUUGAUGGUGAGAUGCAUGUGGGUGACAUACCCUUCAACGAAUGA